Clarias gariepinus (North African catfish) is the source of this 2769-nucleotide messenger RNA. RefSeq names its product SPT2 chromatin protein domain containing 1 (gene spty2d1). Gene Ontology annotation, molecular function: DNA binding; histone binding. Gene Ontology annotation, biological process: nucleosome assembly; regulation of DNA-templated transcription. The transcript is spliced from 6 exons. The record is from RefSeq and is a predicted model, not a curated record. The coding region runs from base 493 to 2394 and encodes 633 amino acids. NCBI's taxonomy places the organism in Eukaryota, Metazoa, Chordata, Actinopteri, Siluriformes, Clariidae. Gene Ontology annotation, cellular component: nucleolus.
UGACGUAAGUUAGUUAUAAGUUUAGCAUUAGAGGCGAUGUAGUCUCAUCAAUCGAUCGCAUUUGGUAUCGUUCGUUUUCCUGUUUUCGGAGAAAUUUGGAGUUGCGAUUAGAUAUUUUAAGAGAACGUUAACAGACUUUGUUCGCGUAUCUGACACUUUUGGUUGUAAGUUGUGUAUCGGUUUCACGUACCUAGCUAGCUCUUAGCUCUUAACUACUAGGCUAGAUAGAGCUGAGUGUGUGUAGCCAGCAGGUCGAGCAGCUGUUAUCAUGACCCGGCGGCUUUGUGCGAGCCAUUGAGGGAACACAUCUCCUACGUGUGGUUUAAGUUUUCCAGAAAUGCUGUCGUGUGAGCUCGGUUUAGGAAGAUGAACAUAUUCGGUUAUAAACCUUAAUGAUCAUUAGUGGUAACCAGAGUAUUGGUUAGCUAGCAGGCUAGGAGCAGUUAAAUUGCGAUUUACAAUCAGUCGGUGGCAAAUUCGACAUUUGGCAGGAUGGAUUUCCACAGCGUGCUCUCCAUCGCGUCUCAAAACCAAGGCCUGAGCAACUUACCGAAGAGGUACAGCUUAAAACCUGGCCCCCCGAAAAAAGACCCAAGAGUCAAAGGUGUCAAUUCCUCUGCAGUGCAAGCAUACUUGAGAAAGCAGGAGACAGAACAUAAAAAGAAAGAACUGGAGAAAAAAAGGCAGAAGGAUGAUCUCCUGGCUAAGAGAGUGGAAUUGAAAUCCGACCGAAAGGCACGUGCAAUGGCGUCUCGCACCAAGGACAACUUCCACGGCUACAAUGGCGUACCCAUUGUAGAGCAGCCGAAGAAAAGGAAAGGCAACGAUGAAACGUUCGAGGAUGAACCAGAAAGCAACAGUGCUUAUGAUGAUGAGGACAAUUAUGAAUAUGCAGAAACAGACUCUGAAUCUGAACCGGAACCCACCACACCCGCAGUCAGGUUUCAGGAACGCAGUAAUGGUUCGACCAAAAUGAGCAACACACAGAAAAAAAAUAGUGCUCCACCCAAGGCUGCUCCUCCACCUAUGAAUUUUGCAGAUCUCCUAAAGCUCGCUGAGAAAAAACAGUUUGAACCUGUCGAGUUGAAACAAGUAAAGAAAACUGAAGAGAGGCUUCGCACUGCGGAUGAAAUCAAGGAGUUAGAAAUUGAGCGUAAAGCUAAGAAACAAGAUAAAGGAAGAGACAUUAAGCCAGAUAAAGGUUCAGGGUACAAGGAUAGUAAAUCCAGCACGAAUUCUCACAAGAAAAAUGUUAUUGACAGGGAAGGCACAUCGCACAGGUCAUCAAGUGAGAAAGCCUCCAGUGGAAUUAGCAAAACGCCAAAGCUGCACACACAGGCUGAGCGACUGCACAGUUCUGCCAAAUCAUCUCAUGGAUCUAAACCUAGCUCUAGCUCCUCAGGUGCCUUAAGCGGUAAAGCUGCCAUGAAGGGAACUUCAGCUUUAGUCAAGCAAACAGGGCACAGGCCCCAGUCUGGUGGAAAGCCAAACACCCCAAGUGACCUUAACUCUAAGAAAGUCUAUCCAGGACUACCUCAAGUUAAAAUAAAUAGUUCUGGGAGUCGAGCUGAUGCUGUUUCAAACUCGUCUAGACCGUCAGGUCAUGGCCAGUUAAGGGAGAUUAAGGGAUCUGGGCACACCAGACCUAGUCAGGGUAACACAAACAAGAAAGGACCACCUCAAAAGCCGGGAAAGGCAGAGAUGCCACGAUCUGUUGGCCCCCCUCCUCCCCGACCAGGUAUCAAUGGACCUAUGAGAUCUGCACAUACUGGUUCCUUAAGACAAGCAGAAUCCCAGCAGCCAAGACCCGGAGGCAGCAUGCAAGGACGUCCUGUUCCUGGAGGGGUAAAACCCUCUGCGAAUGGACAAGGCAAACCUAGCAGACCAUUAAACAGUACAGGACCAGGUCCUGGAAGGCCGCCAUGUACUGUUGUAUCUGAGACUAUUUCAUCAAAGAACUUUGCUCCUAAACAAGGAAUGCCUGCCAGGCCUCCAGCACCUCAGGGGCCGAAAACAAUCAUAGGACCAACAGGUCAUAGAAUUAUCGCUAGACCACCUGGACCAGCGCUACCACCAAUAACAUCAAACUACAAACGCAUGCAUGAGGAUGAAGAGGAGUAUGACUCUGAGAUGGAUGACUUCAUUGAUGAUGAGGGAGAAGAACAGGAUGAAAUUUCAAAACAUAUCCGAGAGAUCUUCGGCUAUGAUCGGAAAAAAUACAAAGAUGAAAGUGACUAUGCAUUAAAGUUUAUGGAGAGCAGUUGGAAAGAUCAGCAGAAGGAGGAGGCGCGAAGUUUGCGCUUGGGUAUCAAAGAAGAUGAAGAAGAAAUGCGUAUGGAGGAGGAAGAGAUGAAAAGAAAACUAGCGAUGAAAGCAAAACGCAGAAAGACUUGAUGUUGGACUUUAUUUGCUUGACUAGUGUGGAGUAAAGUCAGUUACAUAGAGCAAGCUCAACACUCUUUUUGUGCCAUUUUGCAAUUAAUGUUAUUUAUUUCAAAUUACCAAAAUAGGGGAUCAGUUUUGCACUACCAAGAGCCCAUCUUUAACAGCUGAGCUUUAGAGAACGUAAUAUAUUGUGUGUCACUAAUGCCAUUUUUUUAUAUUAUUGGUAAUGAUCAUGUAAUUACAAUCAAUAGAACAGAAUCAACAUCUGCUUUGGUAUAUGUUCAGGAUUUCAAAUCUGUUUUAUUUUAUUAACGGUCUUUAAUGAUGGAAGAAACAUUCUGCAAUUUUCGCAAUGUAUUUUUCUUGUUAAAGAAAUUUGACACA